UAUUUUAAAUUAAUUUUUAUUAAUUGUUGCGAUUUAUCAAUUAUCGUUCUAGUGCUCUUUUUAGACACACCUGUUUGAUUAUUUUUUAUACACACAACUUCUUGCGCAAGUUUUACGUGUAAUUUUUUUACCCUUUCCCCAUUGAUUUUCUUAUUAUUGGAAGUACAUAUAAAACAAAAUUAAUAAAUUAAACACUAAAAAAUAAAAUAAUUUGGCUAACAUUUUUUAUCAGUUUGUUAAUAUUUAUUAUCAAUUUGUCUAAAUUUCAAGAUUAUUAUCAUAAAUUUGAGUAAAAAACUAAUUUAAUAUUUUUCAUAUUGUCAGUAUGUGUUUGUCAGUUCAAGACAGAAUAGCAGAAUUAAGAAAAUGCCUGGGGGAGCAAUUACUGCAAGAUACUCCUCUUUUCAACGAUAAUUUUUCUUUAUUGAGAUGGCUACAUGGAUGGAACAAUCGUUUUGGUAGGCUCAUUCAACUCCAAGAACGCAAACUUCAACGAAAACUUGGGCUUUGCGUGAUUAUAGACUUGGAAGGGUUCAAUUCUGAUCAUUUAACUACAAUCGGUUUAAAAGUCUAUGCCGCCUUGUUAAAAGAAUUACAAGAUUUGUUUCCUGAUAUGUUGCGACAAAUUUAUGUUAUUAAUGCUCAUUAUCUUGUCAAAACUGCUUAUGCAAUUAUCAAACCAGUAUUGUCGGAACAAAGUAGAGAGAAAGUUAUUUUUCUCGAUUCUUCUUAUUAUGAACAAUUAGCCGAGGGUGUUGGAAGAGAAAAUUUAUUUCGACGUUGGGGAGGAAUUAGACAGCCACUUAUUGGUGAUCCUGAAUGGGGUACUUUACGUAUUGGUGGCUUGCCUCCAAAAGGAAUGAGAUAUUCUGCUGCCACAAACCCUCAACACGUACCAGAAGGUCAUCUUACAAAAUUAAUUGUGCCAGCAAGGCAGAGACGAAUUGUUGAUAUUUCUGUUCCUGCGCAACCCGGGUUCCCUCAACAAAUGCUCCAUUGGUUUUGGAUAAGUUCCUCUGAUGUUGAUUUCGGUGUAAUUAAUGAAGAGGAACAAGAGUUAUGGCCAAUAUAUCGGAUAUUGACAGAUUAUGUGCCAGAAUUCGGCUCUCUUUUAGUUGAAACUGGACGUAACUACAAACUUUGUUUUGACAACACUUUUAGUCUAUUUACAAAAAAAGAAAUAAAAUAUUCUUACAAAUUGGUACCAAUUGAAGAUACAAAAAGAAAGGAAGAUAAUGAAGUAAAAAUUAAAAAUGUUGUAAAAUUAGAGGAAGAAAAGGAGAAUAAACGACAAAUUAUAGGAUGAACUGACAGGUGUGGAUUGAAAAUCUUGAACUGCCAAAUGAAAUUGAAAAUUUUAAAAAUUUCUACGAUAUAUUGUCAAAUAAUUAUCAAAUAAAGGAUUAGCAUCAUUUUUAAGAUACACCCCUUCAUGAGUUAUAAGGCCGGGACUAAGUUGAACUGCUCCUUAUUUUUUUUAGCUAACUAAUCACGCCUUUCCGGUCAAGCUUAAAUUUCUUUUUAAAUAUCCCUUUUCUUUUUUCAAUCUUUGUUCACCCUUCCCUUAAGGCACAAAGUCUUUCCUUUUAGCAUUUUCCCUUUUAAUCCUUAUUUUGCCAAAAGCUCUCUCCCCACCCCAAGAAAGAAAUACCACCAAGGAAGUCCUAAAAUGUGGCCAUUAGCAACAACAAAAAGUCUGCUAAUCGACCCAAAUGGGAGCAAAAAAGUUAAAAAAGCAUUGGUGUUAUUUUUAAAUAAAAAAUUAUUUAUUCCUUAUUUUUCGUUAAAAUUCUUUUCAAAAAUAUUUUUCAAUUUCAAACUUUUUUUAAACCUUCCUUUUGUUUUUUUAGCAAAAUAUAAUUUC
Molecule: messenger RNA, 1864 nt
Organism: Meloidogyne enterolobii
Lineage: Eukaryota; Metazoa; Nematoda; Chromadorea; Rhabditida; Meloidogynidae
Source: the annotation of a GenBank genome assembly